This is a messenger RNA of Phytophthora infestans T30-4, 1224 nucleotides long. RefSeq names its product CDP-alcohol phosphatidyltransferase, putative. The record is from RefSeq and is a predicted model, not a curated record. NCBI's taxonomy places the organism in Eukaryota, Oomycota, Peronosporomycetes, Peronosporales, Peronosporaceae. The transcript has 6 exons. The coding region runs from base 1 to 1224 and encodes 407 amino acids. Gene Ontology annotation, cellular component: membrane. Gene Ontology annotation, molecular function: phosphotransferase activity, for other substituted phosphate groups. Gene Ontology annotation, biological process: phospholipid biosynthetic process.
AUGGUGCUUACGAGGUCUGCCGCUGCUGCUGCGAAGCCUUCUCCGACCGAGGCUGAACCCGGGGCUCCCAAGCCCCAGCCAGAGCCUAAGACCAAGCAGCGGAACUACCGCUAUGUGACGGAGGAUGGCGUGAAGCGCAUCUUGACUUACCACUACAGCGGCAGCGAUGCGUCGCUCUUGUACAGCAACGUGAUCUCCCCGCUGGCCCAAUGGCUCGUUGACCACGUGCUGUCGCCACGACUAGCGCCCAAUGCCAUCACUAUCGGAGCGCUGUCACUCGUUAUCUUAUCGCACGUGAUUAUGCUCUGGUACUCGCCGAAUAUGGUGGAGGAAGCGCCGCGAUGGGUCUACGCGAAUGCUGGCUUCUCGCUGCUGUUCUAUCAGGUAUUGGACGUGGCAGACGGCAAGCAGGCACGCAAGACGGGCAACUCGUCCCCUCUUGGCCUGCUAUUCGACCAUGGAUGCGACGCACUCAAUGUGGUUGUCAGUGCAUGCACAUUUGCAUCGACACUUGUGCUUGGACCAACGUACUGGUCGUUGUUGAUGUUCCUCGCGCCGGCUAUGGUGUUCUUCAUGGCGACGUGGGAAGAAUACUACACUGGCACGCUGGCACUUCCGACCGUCAAUGGACCGAACGAAGGGUUACUGUUCAUAUACUCGGUCUACAUCGGUACGGCUAUCGUCGGUCCGAAUGUGUGGACGCAGCCGAACAUCGUCUUUCCUCAACUGAACAACGGACACGUGGUCGUCCUGGGCUCGCUCACUACUGGUAUUGCUCAGUGUGUUUUCAGCGCUGUGAUUGCAAUUCGCUCCAUGGAGCGCAAGGCGAAGGAUGGCGCUGCGGCGCUGUUCGGCAUUACGCCUUUUGUCGCGCUCGUGCUCCUGUCUGGGCUUUGGGUGCUUUGGUCGCCCUCCGAUGUGUUUACGGACCACCCACGUCUCCUCAUCUGGACUGUGGGGCUCUUAUUCGCAAAGAUGGUGAUGCACAUGAUGCUCUCGCACAUGUGCGAUGAACCGUAUUGGCUGUUGCGCAAGACAUUUAUUAUCCAACUUGUCGUUUCUUUUCUGCUGGUGGUUGGCAUUGUGCCUUGGGGCCACGAAAGCUCUGUGGUGCAGCUCUUCUUCAUGAUCUCACUAGCGGCGUAUCUGCACAUGAUCUACUUCCUCUCCACAGAGCUCGCCACAAUCCUGGGGAUUCAUAUCUUCAAGGUGAAGCAAGGAUAG